Molecule: messenger RNA, 1702 nt
Organism: Liolophura sinensis
Lineage: Eukaryota; Metazoa; Mollusca; Polyplacophora; Chitonida; Chitonidae
Product: kinetochore protein spc24-like
Exons: 5
Coding region: 74-703 (209 amino acids)
Biological process (GO): chromosome segregation
Cellular component (GO): Ndc80 complex
Molecular function (GO): microtubule binding
Source: RefSeq, a predicted model, not a curated record
UACAAAUGACAGUAUCGGUGAAGCAAACAGAUGAAUUAAGGGCAUUCGACGGUAAAUUGUAACGCCAUUUCAUAUGUAUUUGAUCCAGCAGGCAUUAAUAAUGCUGUCACCAAAAGAAGCUUGGGAAACCGUUGAAGCAUUAACAGAAGUCCUUGACAAUGAUGAAACAGAAAUUAAAUUGUUUCAAGAAGCACUUGAACUGCAGCAAAAAAUUCAAGAAAUCAUCCAGAAACAGCAAGCUCUUAUGAAGCGUGACAUAAAUACAUUAUGCUCAAUGGUGGAAGAACAAAAGGAAAAGAUGGCAAAUGAUGCUGAUAGACAGGAAUACCAUCAAAAAGAGAAGGAUAUAAAGUCACAGAUGGACAAGAUGAAGCAGCUGAAAACACAAGUGCAACAGGAAUGCCAGUCUGUUCAGGAGGAGCUAACCAGGUGUCAGAGAGAGGAGAGCAAGCUGGUGGAGGAGAAGGAGGCAGAGGAGAACAAGACCACAAAGGUGUUACCUAAUAUAAGAUAUGACCUUAACAUGUAUAACAUGAUCUGUCGGAUUCGCUGGAAGUACGACUGUGGCCCGGAUGAAGUCAGUGGAUAUGUUUGCAACAAGAAAGAAGUGAAGCCGUUUACACUAAGCACCAAGCAGAACUCACAGUUUUUUAUCACAAACUAUCUCUGGGACUUGAUAGAAGACGGUGUUGAAAUCUGGUGAAUUGUGGCUGCUUCUGUUGCACACAAAAGAACUUGUGUAGGUUCAUUUUUAAAAUACAUAAGAUAUUUUAAUUGUAUGUUUGCACGGCAGCUGCUCAAAAGUUAAUGUGAGGCAUGUGCAUACAUUGACAUAAUGAAGGAAUGGCAAAUAUCACCCACUCUUGGGUGCCUUAAACUGGAGGAAUAUGUGGAUUCAGAAAUGACUUCAAUAUUUUUAUAAAUUUUUCCUCGGUAAAAGAGAAAUUGAGGUAUAGUCCACCUGUCAGUAAAUUUGACUUAGUGUUCUGUUUUAAAAUUCUGACGAGUGUCAAGAAUGAAAUGUCUGUGUCAGCCCAUCUCUACUUGAGUCCAUUUCACUGGUGUACAUGUAGAUCGACUACGGAGGAGGAAUGAUGUAUUUCUGGUAAUGGCCGAUAUUUAUCUAUAUCACCUGCAACUCAUCACAUUUUAAUACAUGUAUUUUAUGAGUAAGUAGAUGUAACUUCUUACAAAGUUAGUGUGACUGUGUCUCGCAUUUUGAGCUCAAUGGUAUUCUGCUACCCACAAUAAAAUUUCAACAAAUCUCUAUAAAAUUGGACUGAUUAGUGUAAAUUAUUGGUGACAGCAGACCUAAUUUGGGACCUUUGUGGCAUACUGGUUAGCAUGCUUGCAGUACAAUAACCCAGGAGCCUUUCACAAAAGCAAAGCGAGUUCAUUUCCAGCUCAUGCUGUUUUCCCUCUCAUACUAACCAGAGUCGUAUAACCAUUGGUAUGUCACAGAUGAGGACUAGUCCAAGACCAUGGAGGUACCGUGUUCAAAUCUAGAUCCGGCUGGUUUGUCUGCAGCUUUAACUCAGCAUUGAUGGUGGUUUUGUUUGCUCUUCAAGUUUUGUUUAAUAGUUAUCUAUAAACCACACUGUCAUUAUUCUGAAAUGUCCAUGAAUAGGCCAAGAAACAUCUAUCAAAUCCAUCCUUGUGGGAAGCUUCUUAUGUUUCAGUGACCGCUCUUAUCUGGAGGUCC